UUUCUUCUCUGAAACUUAAACAAGUAAUUCUCUUCCUUCUUUAAGAGGUUCUGUGUGUGAAUCAGAGGCAAAUCUUUCUGACAAAAAGCUUGAAGUACAUCGGCAAUGGCAGGGAGUGCAUUUGUUGACCCAGGAGCUGCAAAGAGGGCACAGUUUUAUGACUACAAAAUCACCAAAGCUUUUGUUUAUGCCUGUUUCAUUGCAGCGCUUGGAGGGUCUCUUUUUGGAUACGAUCUUGGUGUUUCUGGUGGGGUAACUUCCAUGGAUGACUUCUUGAAGAAAUUCUUCCCAAACGUGUACAGAAGGAAGCAAGCACAUCUCAAGGAAACUGAUUACUGCAAAUAUGACAACCAGAUUCUCACACUGUUCACAUCCUCUCUCUACUUUGCUGGUCUUGUAUCAACCUUUGGGGCUUCAUGGGUGACCAGAGUGAAGGGAAGGAGAGCAAGCAUCCUCUGUGGCUCUGUCAGCUUCUUCAUCGGAGCAAUCUUAAAUGCAUUUGCUGUUCACAUUUCAAUGCUGAUCUUAGGCCGAAUUUUGCUUGGUGUAGGCAUUGGAUUUGGCAACCAGGCUGUUCCCCUUUACCUCUCAGAGACAGCACCGCCGAAGAUCCGCGGAGCAGUUAACCAACUGUUCCAAUUAACUACCUGCCUAGGGAUUUUUGUGGCAAAUGUCAUAAACUACUUCACUGACAAAAUCCAUCCAUGGGGAUGGAGACUCUCUCUUGGUUUAGCUACUGUUCCAGCAGUUCUGAUGUUCAUUGGAGGUAUUUUCCUUCCUGAGACCCCAAACAGCCUUGUAGAACAAGGCAGAUUAGAAGAAGGAAGAAGGAAUUUGGAGAAAAUUAGAGGUACCCCAAAUGUAGAUGCUGAAUUUGAGGAUCUCAAAGAUGCAAGUGAGGCAGCAAGGGCCAUAAAGAACCCCUUCUACAACCUUCUCCAGCGAAAGUACCGCCCUCAACUGAUAAUAGGAGCUCUAGGCAUCCCAGCAUUCCAGCAGCUUACUGGAAUGAAUUCAAUACUCUUCUAUGCUCCUGUGAUCUUUCAGAGCCUGGGCAUGGGGUCAGGCACAGCUCUGUAUUCAUCCAUGAUUACCAGUGGAGCACUUGUUAUUGCAACAUUCUUCUCAAUGUAUCAAGUCGAUAAGCGAGGCAGGCGGUUUCUCUUCAUGGAAGCUGGCAUCCAAAUGAUAUCCUCCAUGCUGGUGGUGGCUAUUGUUCUAGCACUGAAGUUUGGCCAUGGAGUAACCCUCCCAAUAGUGGAUGCUGUCAUCCUUGUGAUCAUGAUUUGCUUGUUUGUUUUGGCUUAUGGGUGGUCAUGGGGCCCUCUGGGCUGGCUAGUCCCAAGUGAGCUCUUCCCACUGGAGAUAAGGUCAGCUGGGCAGAGUGUGGUUGUCUGUGUAAACCUCUUCUUCACUGCUAUGGUUGCACAGUGUUUCCUUGCGGCACUCUGCCACCUCCGUUAUGGUAUUUUCUUGCUGUUCGUGUGCUUGAUUGUCGUCAUGAGCUGCUUCAUUUACUUUCUCCUACCAGAAACAAAGCAAGUUCCAAUAGAGGAGAUAAGCUUUCUGUUCCAAAACCACUGGUUCUGGAAGAACAUUGUCAAUACACCAGAUGAGAAGCCAGUGUCAGCUGCUUAGAAGAUCCACCUGAAAAAUAAGUAGAACAAUAGAAAAGAGAAUGAAAAAAAAAAGAAGGGGAUUGGUGGGUUACAUGUCUCAAAUCCAGUAUAUGUAGAUUCUUUUUCAAAGGGUAGAUUAGAAUUAGUAUAAGACAAAUUAUUUCUCAGAUGGAUGUGCAUUGCAUUUUUUAGUUAUUGCUAUCUUUUGGUUAACCUGUAAGUACCAAACAGGCAAACACAGCCUAAAUGAUCAAAUCCUUGAUAAUUCUUUGGGGUAGUGGGGCACACACAUUGGGAAUAUAAUUCACUGA
Molecule: messenger RNA, 1930 nt
Organism: Nelumbo nucifera (sacred lotus)
Lineage: Eukaryota; Viridiplantae; Streptophyta; Magnoliopsida; Proteales; Nelumbonaceae
Gene: STP14
Product: sugar transporter 14
Biological process (GO): monosaccharide transmembrane transport
Cellular component (GO): membrane
Molecular function (GO): monosaccharide transmembrane transporter activity
Source: RefSeq, a predicted model, not a curated record